Messenger RNA from Dermatophagoides farinae (American house dust mite), 2130 nucleotides. RefSeq lists its product as uncharacterized. The record is from RefSeq and is a predicted model, not a curated record. NCBI's taxonomy places the organism in Eukaryota, Metazoa, Arthropoda, Arachnida, Sarcoptiformes, Pyroglyphidae. Gene Ontology annotation, cellular component: small-subunit processome; nucleolus. Gene Ontology annotation, biological process: rRNA processing.
GAUUGAGUGUUGUGAGUUUUUCAAUUCAAAAUAAAUCUGUGAAAAAAAAAUGUUCAACAUAGAAAAAUUUAAUGUUGAAGAUGUUAUCACUGAUAAACAACCAGAUUUCAGUGAUAACGAUGAUGAUGAUAAUGUUGUGAAUGAUGAAAAAAAUCGCCAUGAAUUAUUGGUGAAAGAAGUGGUGAAAAAAUUCGGCAAGAAAAAUGAUUAUGAUCGUCAUCCACAAUGGAAAUCUGAUCGUAUUGAAGUACUAUCCAAUAUCGAUGAACAUGGUAUAACAAAAAAUCAGAAAUCUAAACUUAAUGUAGAAGAAUUAUUGACCACCGCUGAUGAUGAUCGACAAUCAAAGAAAUCGAAAGAAAAAUUGUUACGAAAUUUUCGAAAGAAAAAAUCUUUAUUACAAUCAGUACACAAACCGAUUGCUGACCGUAUAUUACGUCAAAUUAAUUUCAAAGAUUUACAAGAAUCAAUAACAAAAUAUGAUGAAAUAGUAAAACAGAUACGAAAUGCUGAUCAAUUAGUUUUUCCGGCUGAAGAUCGUCGAUUGGCCAUCAAUACAUCAGCACAGCGAAAAUUGUUACAACCAGAAAAUUCAUUGGAAUCCGAUGUUGGCGAUAAAACUAAAUCAACGAUGAGCAGUGUUGAGAAAGAAAUUGUUGAAAAUCUUGUUGAUAAUGAUGAUACAACACAACAAUCAUUACAUUCGUUUUUAAACGAAAAUGAAUUACAAUUAUUACGAUCAUUGAAUAUGGAAGAGGCACGUAAACUACAUAAAGAAAUGCAACGAUUACGUGUGCUUAUCAGUUAUCAGGAGGCCAAAUAUCGACGUAUACGUAAAAUAAAAUCCAAAAAAUAUCAUCGUAUCAUGAGAAAAGAUAAAUUGAAAAAAGCUGUUGAUGAAUUUGAUGAUCUUGUUGCUGGAAAUCAUGAAAAAGCUGCAGAAAAAUUGGAUGAAUUAGAUCGAUUACGUGCACUAGAACGUGCUAGCCUUAAACAUAUGAAUACCGGUAAAUGGGCUAAACAUCAUCGUAUUCGUGCUAAAUAUAAUGAACAAUCACGAAAUGAUCUAAAUGAACAGCUAAAAAUUAGUAAAGAAAUGAUGCAAAAACGAACAGCAACAACAUUAAUCGAUGAUGAUGGUGAUGAUGAUUCAGAAGAAUCGAUUGCUAUUGAUGAACAAUCAAACGAAAACGAAUCGAACAAAAUCUCAUUGGAAAUGAUAACACAACAGCCAUAUAAUUAUUGUCCAUGGUCAUCGAAAUUAUUACAAAAACAAAAAAAUUCCACUUUUAUUGAACAGCAGCAGCUUGUUGAUGAUGAUAAUGAUGAUGAUGUGAUUGAAAAUGAACAACAACAGCAACAACAACAAUCAUCCGUAACCAAUAAUCAUAAAGUGGAACGUUUAAUAGCAACUUUACCAAAAGAUGUGGAUAAAAAAAUUAAUCUACAAAAUUCUAUCGAUAAUAAUAACCGAACAUUAGAUAAUAUUGAAAACGAUAUUGAUGAUGAAAAUGAAUUCAAUGAUAAUAUUGAUUUGGCUAAAUUUGAACAACAAUCCAAACAAUUACAACAGGUAUUCGGUGAUGAUGAUGAUAUAGUUGAACAAUUUUUUCGUGAGAAAAAACAACGUGAAGAAGAAGAAGAAAAAAGAUCCACACAAAGUACCCGAUCAAAUUAUCUACCUGGUUGGGGUUCAAAUAAAUGGUCCGGUUAUGGUAUACGUGAAACACAAAAAUGGAAAAAUAAACAAACCAAACAAAUAAGAAAAAUUGAACGUAAACGUGAGGAAAAAAUAUGUCGAGCAAUAUUUCUUGAUCAUGAACAACAAUCACAAACGGCAGCCAAAUAUAAAGGCUAUUUGACCGCUAAGCAAAGUUUACAUUUGAAUCGACCAAAUGGAACCAAUUGGAAUCCAGAAACAAUCAGUAAAACAUUACGUGAACCACGUAUUAUAACACGACAAGGACAGAUAAUUGAACCAAUGCAGCCAGAAUCAAUUCGUACGAUCAGUAAUAAUCAUGGUGGCGUUGGCGCUGGUGUUGAUAUGAAUUUAUCAUCAGGAAAAAAAACAUCAAACAAAAUUCAACAAAAACGGCGACCAUUAUCAAAAAUUUGAAAUUUUCUUUUUUU